AAUAAAAAUUUGGCGAAAAGACACUUAAGAGGUUUUGUUUGAUGUAUAAAGUUCGGACUUUAUUUUUUCAGAUAAAUAUUUAUAAUUAAAGACAAAAAUGAAUAACGAAAAAAUAUUCGGAUUAGGAGAAAGAAGGUCCUCAUUUUAAUAUUCAUCUGGAAAAUAUACUAUAUGGAACGCAGAUGCUGCCAGAAUAGAUAACGGAACUCUCGGUUAGUAAAUAUAUGGUGCCCAUCCAAUGUAUUUAAGGAAAGAACACGAAUAAAAUAAAUUCCAUGUUGUAUUUUUAAGAAAUUCUUAUGGAAUGGAAAUUGAUUAUGAAUAAAAUUAAUCAUUAAUGUAUAAAGUUAUUGGAGGAAAUUUCGAUUUUAAAUUUUUUUUAGGAAAUAAUCCUGAAGAAGUAAUAAAAAUGUAUCAUUAGUAUGUAAAUGGGUGGAUUUUGCACCCUUUUUGGGUGUAAGGUUUUCAUUAAUGUAGAUGGGGAUACAAUAAUUCUGAUUAAUUAUAAGAAGUUUGGAAUAAGUUUAAUUAAUUAUAAAUUCCAUUAGAUUCUUUAUGGACUGAUAUUGAUUAUAUGAAUAGUUUUUAAGAUUUUACAUUAGAUUAAAAAAGAUUUAAUUUAAAUACUAUGAAAAAAAUAUAUAAUUUAUCAGAUAAUUAGGGUGUGCAUUGGAGUAGUAUAAUUGAUGUUGGAAUAGCUAUAAAUUCUGAUUAUGCUAAGAAAGGAAUCGAAAUGAAUACUUUUAUUUAAAGUGCAAAAACUAAUAAACCAUUAGUUGGUUCAGUUUGGCCAGGAGAUACUUAUUAUCCUGAUUUUAAUCAUCCUAAUUCUACUUAAUUUUGGUUUGAAGGAUUUUAAAAUUUAACUUAAACAACAGGUUUAUAACAAGAUGGUAUAUGGAUUGAUAUGAAUGAGUUUUCGAAUUUCGUUAAUGGAGAAAUUAUUAAAAAACACUAAAAUGUAAAAUUAAAUUAAUAAAAUAAUGAUAUACCAUUUAAUCCUUAAGGAAAUUAAGAUUUAGAAUUUAAAACAUUAUCAUUGGAUGCCAAAUAAUAUAAUAAAUAAGACGCAGAACUAAUUUAUAUACAAAAUUACAACUUAACAUAAUAUGAUAUGCAUAAUCUAAAUGGAUUUUCAGAAAGUAUAGCAACAUAUAAAAUAGUUAAGAAAAUGGGAAAAAAAUUGACAUUUAUAUUAAGUAGAAGUACAUUAUUUGGCAGUGGAAAAUUUGUAUAGCAUUGGAAUGGUGAUGGAUUUUCAAAUUGGGAUUAUUUAAGAUUAUCUAUACCAGGAAUAAUGAAUUUUUAAAUGUUCGGAAUACCUCUUGUAGGAGAUGAUAUUGGUGGUUUAAAUGGAAAUGUUACUCCAUAAUUACUUGCUAGAUGGUAAUAAUUAGGCUCUUUGUAUCCUUUUUCCCGAAAUCAUAAUGGAAUAGGCUAUAUUUCUUAAGAACCUUAUGCUUUUCCUGACUAUCCUUAUGUUUUAUAGGCAUCUUUGAACUCUUUAAAUAUUAGAUAUCAACUAUUAAAAUUUUAUUAUCAUCUUUUUGUCAGAUAAGGAGGUGUAGGGACUGUUUUUAGACCUCUUUUUUUUGAAUUUCCAAACGAUUUGAAUACUUUUGAUAUUGAAUUCUAGUUUAUGUUAGGUGAAUUUUUAUUAGCAGCUCCAGUUUUGAAAGAGGGAAAUGAAUAAACUCAAAGUACUCUAAUUGAUAUUUAUAUCCCUGAAGGAGAUACAUUUUAUGAUUUUUAUAGCAAGUAGCCUUAUAAAGCAGGAAAAUAAUAAUUAGAUGUACCAUUUAGUGAUUAUGUGCCAUUGUUUAUUAGAGGCGGGAAAAUCGUUCAUAUUUAAGAUAACUAAAAUGUAUUAAGAACCUCAGGUAGUAUGUUAACUAUUGAAGAUUAUAAUAAUGAUGAUAAUAUAGUCAAUAAUUGUUAGGAAAACAAUAAUAAUUGUGUUAUGAAUAUUUUUGCUUAAGAUUAUUAUUGCUGGGAUUAAAGUAAAUGA
Messenger RNA from Ichthyophthirius multifiliis, 2008 nucleotides. RefSeq lists its product as hypothetical. The transcript is spliced from 5 exons. NCBI's taxonomy places the organism in Eukaryota, Ciliophora, Oligohymenophorea, Hymenostomatida. The record is from RefSeq and is a predicted model, not a curated record. Gene Ontology annotation, biological process: carbohydrate metabolic process. Gene Ontology annotation, molecular function: carbohydrate binding; hydrolase activity, hydrolyzing O-glycosyl compounds.